CAGCUGCAGUCGCAGCGGCGCUCGCACUCCUCCCGGAGCCACGGGGACAAGCUCGCCUCUCCUCCGCGCCCAGCACCCCCAAGCUGUUCCCCCCGCUCAUCGGCCCUGCCGCCCGCCAUUCGCCGCCCGACAUGGAUUUCCUCCUGGCGCUGGUGCUCGGCUCCUCGCUCUACCUGCAGGCGGCCGCCGAGUUCGACGUGAGGUGGCCCAGACAAAUAGUGUCGUCAAUUGGCCUGUGUCGUUAUGGUGGGAGAAUUGACUGCUGCUGGGGCUGGGCCCGCCGGUCCUGGGGACAGUGUCAGCCGGUCUGCCGGCCACAGUGCAAACAUGGUGAAUGUAUCGGACCCGACAAGUGCAAAUGUCAUCCCGGAUAUGCUGGAAAGACCUGCAGUCAAGAUGAACACUUCUACCCAACUCCUCUUGACCAAGGCAGUGAACAGCCUCUUUUCCAACCCCUGGAUCAUCAAGCCACAAGUUUACCUUCAAGGGAUCUAAAUGAGUGUGGCCUGAAGCCAAGACCUUGCAAGCACAGGUGCAUGAACACUCAGGGCAGCUACAAGUGCUACUGUCUCAGCGGAUAUAUGCUCAUGCCAGACGGGUCCUGCUCAAGUGCCCUGACGUGUUCCAUGGCCAACUGUCAGUAUGGCUGUGAUGUUGUCAAAGGACAGAUACGGUGCCAGUGCCCCUCUCCUGGCCUACAGCUGGCUCCCGAUGGGAGGACCUGUGUGGAUGUCGAUGAAUGUGCUACUGGAAGCGCCUCCUGCCCUCGAUUUAGGCAGUGUGUCAACACUUUUGGGAGUUACAUCUGCAAGUGUCAGAAAGGCUUCGACCUCAUGUACAUUGGAGGCAAAUACCAAUGUCACGAUAUAGAUGAAUGCUCCCUUGGUCAGUAUCAUUGCAGCCGCUUUGCUCGAUGUUACAAUGUACACGGGUCCUACAAGUGUAAAUGUAAAGAUGGAUACGAGGGUGAUGGACUGAAUUGUGUGUAUAUUCCAAAAGUCAUGAUUGAACCUUCAGGUCCAAUUCAUGUACCAAAGGGAAAUGGUACCAUUUCAAAGGGUGAUGGAGGACACAGUAACUGGAUUCCUGAUGUUGGAAGUACUAGGUGGCCUCUGAAGACACCAUAUAUUCCUCCUGUUAUUACGAACAGGCCCACUUCUAAGCCAACAACAAGACCUGCACCAAGGCCAACGGCAGAGCUGACCCCACCCCCAUUCACAGAACUCGGAACAUCUCCACCCGCAACAAGCCCGGAAAGCCCAAGCACCAGACUGACCCCCGCAACACCCAUUGCCACUACCUCUCCAAGAUGGAUUACAGUUGACAACAGGAUACAGACAGAUCCUCAGAAACCCAGAGGAGACGUGUUUAUUCCACGGCAGCCUUCAAACGACUUGUUUGAAAUAUUUGAAAUUGAAAGGGGAGUCAGUGCAGAUGAUGAAGCAAAGGAUGAUCCAGGUGUUCUGAUACACAGUUGUAAUUUCGACCAUGGGCUUUGUGGAUGGAUCAGGGAAAAAGACAGUGACUUGCACUGGGAACCAGUGAGAGAUCCAACAGGUGGACAGUAUCUGACAGUGUCGGGAGCCAAAGGCCCAGGGGGAAAGGCCGCUCGCUUGGUGCUACCUCUCGGCCACCUCAUGCAUUCAGGGGACCUGUGCCUGUCGUUCAGGCACAAGGUGACGGGGCUGCGCUCCGGCGCGCUCCAGGUGUUUGUGAGAAAACACAGUGCCCACGGAGCAGCCCUGUGGGGAAGAAAUGGUGGCCAUGGCUGGAGGCACACACAGAUCACCUUGCGAGGGGCUGACGUCAAGAGCGUCAUCUUCAGAGGUGAAAAAAGGCGUGGCCACACUGGGGAGAUUGGAUUGGAUGAUGUGAGCCUGAGAAAAGGCCAUUGCUCUGAAGAACGCGAGCAACACCCGAACUAGCAAUGAAUUCCCCUGUUGCUCUUUUCUUUUUCCAAUCUUCACCUCCUGUCCUCUCCUCCCUCUUAUCAGGCCUAGGAGAAGAAUGGGUCAGUGGGUCAGGAGAAAGUCUGGUGGGUGACCCACACCUCGUGGCCUGCUUUUGUGCAAUUCCAAUGAACAGUAACACCCUCCUUGAAAUACAAGGGGCGCCUGUGGGCGCAUCCAAGCCAGCUUUGGGUGUUACCUUCCAGGCUACGGCUCUUUUAGGAAGGCCUUGGGCACGUGUGCCAUCCUUUGUCCUGGUUACGGGGUGUUCCUAGUAGCAAAUUGUGGGAGAAGUUUUCAAAAGAAAUGCGUGCAAAUGGCCAUUCUCUUAUCUGUUCAGUGUUGUACCAUGAGUAGUAUUGACUUCCCCUAAGCUAUGUUGUACAAUGUGCUUGUGAAAGUGGUUUCUCCCCUUCACUUGUUAGCUCGGGCCUGACCUGAACUCUGACUUUUACUGCCAUUCACUUUAUAAAAGAAGGGUAACAUAUCAAGAUGCAUUUAUUCUCCUUAUCUGUAUUUUUUUUAAAAACAAUUAUGUAGGGUGGGCACGUAAUCCCUCGUUAGUAGUGUGUUUUGUGUAAAUGUGCUAUUGAUAUUAAGUAGUUACGUGUUCCUAGUAUUUACAGACUCUAGUUGCAAGGGAAAAGGCAGCUUGGGAUCUCUUAGAUUAAAAACUACCCAGUGAAAGGUCAUCCAGUGCCAUGACUUUAUUUUGGCAGCAAGAGAAAAUCGGAAGAGAUGUCAGGUGUGGUAGCGGAGGGAUGAAGUUUUUCACAGCCUUGAGUCUGAUCACUGUAAAAGGAUAGUGAACCAUUCAGGUAGACAGGAAGCUGCAGUUACCAUAUAAAACCCUCACUGUUUCAGGUUAUACUUUAAAACCAACAGUUUUUACAAUAACAUGGCUCUCUCUGGUAAUCUGUAAAAAGCUCUGUAAAAGCUCUGGUUGUUUCAGAGAAAAGAUGCUGUUUCUGGAAGGGCGAGGGGAAGCAUGGGGGAAGGUCUGUUGAAACAGAUUUUUCAUACUAAUUUUUAAGUCCAUAUAUACAUUUAGGCAGGUCUAGCUCAUAACUAUGUGCUGUCUUGUCAGAACGGGAUUGGAAGCAAGUCCUGUGUUUGGAGGCAUUUUGUUGGAUUCACACACAUGUCAGAGCAAGAGGACAAGAUUGGAAUUCUAGGAUCUAGGAACCCCUAACUACAUUUCCUCCCUGGAUAUUUUACCUUCAUAUUAAAAAAUACACGACUUUUAUAAGGCAACUUACUCAUGAGGCUUUUCUUCAUUUCUGAUUAAUCAAAAUAUUUUCUGCUGUUUUUGCCAGGAAUCACAAAGAUGAUUAAAGGGUUGGAAAAAAAGAUCUAUGAUGAAAAAGUAAAGGAACUGGGAUUAUCCAACGUGGCGAAGAGAAGACUGAGGGGCAAACCAUUGCUGGUUUUCCAGUGUAUGGAUGGUUGGUACAGAGAGGAUGGUGACCAGCUCUUCUCCAUAUGUGCUAAGAAUAGAACAAGAGGAAACAGGCUUAGACUGGAGUGCGAGGGGGCAUUUCCUGGCAGGGACAAUUGUUAAAUUAGAAUCCUUUGUUUAAGAAAAAAAGUGAAUCUCCCUCUCCCUCCCUCCCUCCCUCCCUCUCUCCUCUCUCUUUUUGAGGCUUUUAAAAAAUUAGAUGAAAAUCUGUCUAUUUAAGAUGGUUAAAGAUGUUCUUAUGUCAAGGUAGAGUUAACAGAAUCUUCCGAAAGAUGUUUUAAUCCUAUUAUUAUGUAAUGAAAAUCUUCAGAACAGAGUCAUUUGGACGAUGCCACAGUCUUUUUUAGGCAUUUACCUUUUGGCCUCUAAUGGAGGAGAAUCAAAAGGGGAAAAGCCCACCAAGUGCAGAGCUCACUAAAAGACCUCUCUAUGGCAAACCUAGCAGGAUUAAAACAGGAAAAAAAAAAAAACAAAACAAAAAAAACGUAUUCUUAAGAGUAUGAUGGACGUGUAUUUUAGUAUCUUAAUAUCCUAAUGUGGUAGGGUUCAUUUUUUUUUCUUGGUAAAGGUAUAACCUUUCACUUGCUCAGUGGAUAUUUUAGGUUUUAAAAGAGACCAUAGUAAGGAACAGAGGUUAGAGAGCUUUUUAUCUGGUGCAUUCUCUCUACAAUGUGUGUGACAGCUUGGCCACUGAGAAAGAGUUCCCUGCUCAACACCACUGUCCGGAUUGUUGCUUCACUGAACCACUGUAAUUCACUUUCUUUUAUCAAUUGGAAUCUCCCAAGUUCCACAAAAUGGUAAUUUUUUUUUUUGAAAAUAGUUACAACAGAAUAUCUUUUGUCAUUUAACUGGGUGGAGGCAGGACCGGAGCAGGAUGUAAAGCAGUGAGCCUUCGAGUAAGGGCCAGGCAGUAGGGCUUUAGAUCCAUUUUUAGUGAUUCAUUUCCUUUGUGGUCCUAUAACUGCACAACUGAAGAGGAAAGGGGAAAAUAAUCGAAAAGGUCACUUUUAGGUGCCAAUACUACAUUGCACUAAACUGACAGAAGUUAUCCAAAGUACUGUAUAACAUCUUGUUUAUUAUUUAAUGUUUUCUAAAGUGAAAAUGUUAGUGGUUUUCCAAACAGCCAAGUAAAAACAAUUCUUUGUAAAUAAAA
Neomonachus schauinslandi (Hawaiian monk seal) is the source of this 4561-nucleotide messenger RNA. RefSeq names its product nephronectin (gene NPNT). The coding region runs from base 132 to 1925 and encodes 597 amino acids. The record is from RefSeq and is a predicted model, not a curated record. Gene Ontology annotation, molecular function: calcium ion binding. Lineage: Eukaryota; Metazoa; Chordata; Mammalia; Carnivora; Phocidae. The transcript has 13 exons. Gene Ontology annotation, cellular component: membrane.